This is a messenger RNA of Pipistrellus nathusii (Nathusius's pipistrelle), 351 nucleotides long. The record is from the annotation of a GenBank genome assembly. NCBI's taxonomy places the organism in Eukaryota, Metazoa, Chordata, Mammalia, Chiroptera, Vespertilionidae.
AUGCCGGGCGGCAGCUCGCGCGGCCCGAAGAGAAAAAGGAACCGGGAUGCCGUGGAAUACCCCUCCUUUCCAGGGGAGUGCCCCCCGCAGCCCAGGAGAGCAGGCCUCAGGACCUCCCUCGCAGAGGCAUGGCGCAGGUGUGAGGAAGGAUUUCGGGGCUCUCCUGGGACUCCGUCAUUAGCAGCUGAAAAGAAGACUGUUAUAGAAAAGCACAUUGAAUUGUUUGCUAGUCCCAAGAAAGAAACUACCACGUCUAAGAGUGCCAGUGGGAUUACAGAAAUAACUUGGAGUUCCAGUGGAAGUGAUCAGUCAGAUGAAGGUAAACUACUUUCUAAGUCAAAGACAUGGUAG